This is a messenger RNA of Westerdykella ornata, 1711 nucleotides long. Its product is annotated as TIP49-domain-containing protein. Gene Ontology annotation, cellular component: Ino80 complex; NuA4 histone acetyltransferase complex; Swr1 complex. Gene Ontology annotation, molecular function: DNA helicase activity; ATP binding; ATP hydrolysis activity. Gene Ontology annotation, biological process: regulation of transcription by RNA polymerase II; box C/D snoRNP assembly; chromatin remodeling. The record is from RefSeq and is a predicted model, not a curated record. The transcript is spliced from 4 exons. Bases 78 to 1487 code for a protein of 469 amino acids. NCBI's taxonomy places the organism in Eukaryota, Fungi, Ascomycota, Dothideomycetes, Pleosporales, Sporormiaceae.
CUUUCAGUCAAGCAGCAUCAACAACGUACUAACGCUGACGCUCUUGAGGAUAUCUGACGUGGGUCACGCUGUUCAAAAUGGCUGUGCCAAUCACUACCGUUGCGGAGAGCAAGGAGCUCCGAGGGCUCAACCUCAUUGCGGCACAUUCUCACAUUCGCGGCCUUGGCGUCGAACCAGAUACACUUGAACCGAAACCCGCUUCGCAAGGACUAGUUGGCCAGGAGAAAGCGCGAAAGGCUGCGGCGGUGAUCCUUCAGAUGGCGAAGGAGGGCAAGAUCGCAGGUCGUGCAGUCCUGAUUGCUGGCCCACCAAGCACAGGCAAGACCGCCAUUGCUAUGGGUAUGGCACAAUCGCUAGGCUCAGACGUUCCUUUCACAAUGCUCUCGUCAUCCGAGAUAUUCUCACUCGAGUUGUCCAAGACGGAGGCCCUCACACAAGCGUUUCGCAAGUCCAUCGGCGUGCGGAUUACGGAGGAAAGCGAAGUAAUAGAAGGCGAGGUGGUGGAAAUUCAGAUAGAUCGCAGUGUGACGGGGAGCAACAAACAAGGCAAACUUACCAUAAAGACCACCGACAUGGAGACGAUCUACGACAUGGGUACCAAGAUGAUCGACUCGAUGACGAAGGAGAAGGUGUUAGCUGGCGAUAUUAUCUCUAUCGACAAAGCUUCAGGGAAGAUUACCAAGCUCGGACGAUCAUUUACGAGGGCGAGGGAUUACGAUGCGAUGGGCAUAGAUACGAAAUUCGUGCAAUGUCCCGAAGGAGAGCUACAACAGCGGCGCGAGGUUGUCCAUACCGUCAGUUUACACGAAAUCGACGUAAUCAACUCCCGUACGCAAGGCUUCCUGGCACUCUUCUCCGGCGACACAGGAGAAAUCCGAAGCGAGGUACGGGACCAGAUCAACACGAAAGUGGCUGAAUGGAAGGAGGAAGGGAAGGCGGAGGUCGUGCCUGGAGUUCUCUUCAUUGACGAGGUGCACAUGCUCGACAUGGAGUGUUUCUCUUUCAUCAAUCGCGCUCUGGAGGACGAACUCGCACCCAUUGUUAUCAUGGCAAGCAAUCGAGGCAAUACGCAGAUACGAGGAACGAACUACCGGUCACCGCACGGUCUGCCACUGGACUUCCUCGACCGGGUCGUCAUUGUUAGCACGCACCCCUAUUCGGAGGAGGAGAUGCAGCAGAUUCUCUCGAUAAGGGCACAAGAAGAGGAAGUGGACAUGUCUCCCGAUGCGCUAGCUCUUCUGACUCGAAUCGGGCGGGAAACGGGUCUGCGAUAUGCUAGUAAUCUGAUCACCACAUCUGAUCUGCUACGAGCGCAAAGAAACGGACCCAACGUGAGCGUCGAAGACAUACAACGCAGCUUUGCGCUUUUCUUCGAUCCCACGAGAAGCGUAAAGUUCGUGACAGAGUCCGAGAAGAGACUCAUUGGCGACGCAGGGGAGGUUUCGUUUGCUGUUAAUGGCACUGAGGCAAUGGAUGUAUCGGCGUAGGGCUCUGGAUGUCGUAUCCUCCGAUAGAAUUGGUGAUAUCCCGCAUUGUAAGGGUAGAAGUGCUUUGAGGGGUGGCGUUGGGUGUACUUGGAUCUACUUAGCGGUGGAGCGACUUUUGGAGACUCUUCGGUUCCGCGGUCUAAAAGUUGCAGUCGCAAGAUUAAAACAUGCAAAUCGUUUUGGAGGAACGGCCGUAAUAGUAUUUGACAACUAUUAAGUUUACC